AUGCCAGGUGCCAACAAAGGCAAAGGCAAAGGCCGCGAAGUCCGUCCCACGCGAAGCCGCAACACCACCCCCAAUUCAAGCUUCAGUGCUGGUGCAACAUCCGCGCAGGCCAGUUACCUCGACGUUGACGUUUCGAAGCUGCUCAUUCCGGGCACUAUCCAGUAUGGCGAAAUCCUCGACCGUAUGAGCGGUGUUGGUCCGAUCCCUGAUUCUAAGUCUCUCGAGUCGUUGAUGGAACACCUCAAGACUCUCAGUCAGCUAGCAGAGGCUCGUGUUGAUGCCUGCGAUGCCGGUAUUAGAGAGCUCUCGCAGAAGCGCAAAGAGGUUGUUGAAGACCAGGAAACAUACGACCGCGAGACUGCAUCCAAGGUGAAGCGCGAUGUCGACGAUGAGGAAGAGGAACCUAUCAGAGCCUCUAAGGGAGGAAAACUGAAGAAGCGUAGGGAGCGUGGAGGAAGCACAAAGGAGGACCGUCCGUUGGCGCAUGGUGCUCAUGACAUCGCCCGUCAGGACGGCGCCGAGACAAAGGUCGAAGGAGCUAACGAGCCAAACCUAGCCGCUUCCCCAGCCUCCAAGAAGUCGAAGAAUAUGGCUUCUGAAGUCACCUCCCCCACUUGUCCCUCGUCCCUGACAUCUCCCAAACACACUGCUACUGCUGGCGAAGCUUCUGCUACUGCCGAGUCUCCCUCCGAGGACGACAGCGAUGAGCACCAGCCUGAACCCGCUCCGGCCAUUCCUCAAGUUCAGGUGUUUGGUCCAAACCCGCUCAAAUUCGAUGAUCCUACCAUCUACCACAUUCGUGAAGUCACCCCCGAUAUGACAGAUGAGGAGAAGAAGGAGAUCUAUUGCGUCAACCGUUUCCCAAAGAGUGAUCUGAGCCACAUGAUGGCUGGCGUUCCUCCAGACAAGGAUUUCAGCAACGCCAAACCUACCAAUCAAGUCAGCGCCAACACCUUUCUCUCUUACAUCGAACCUUACGUGCGUCCCCUGACCGAGGAGGACAUUGCGUUCUUGAAAGAAAAGGGUGAUCGCACUACUCCUUUUAUCAUGCCUCCUCGCGGCAAGAAGCACUACACCGAGAUUUGGGCCGAAGAGGAUGGACUGAUGAACGUGGAUCAAGCCAACGGCGAUCGCGAACGUCUUCCUCUGAACCAGGGACGCGGCAGCAUCGAUCAGGUCACUGACGAGACCGUUGAAACUGACAAGGUCUCGGUCGGACCCUUGGUCAGCCGCCUCUAUUCCCUUCUUCGCUACGAACACCGUGCAGAUCCCGACGAAAACUCCGCGACUGGUGCUGCCAAUGGAGAGGCUUCCACCAGUAACUUCUUUAACGGAGAUUCCAUGGAUAUCGAUCAGCCAGCUGGUGAAUCAGACAGCAAGCCACUUCCGUCCGCGACUUCUUUCCCCGAUGCUUCUCCUAGCGGCUUCAAGGUCCCGGCAGCCAAGCUCGACCAUGCUCAGCUUGACGAGCGUCUCAAAGCAGAGCUACGCCACAUUGGCUUUCUCGGCGAGGAUGACAAUCCGGAUUACGAUGCCCAUUACGACGAUGAUAUUGCACAGCGUUUGCGUCUGCUCCAGAGCGAACUCAAAAAGCAAAUGAUUACCAACAAUGCCCGCAAGGCGCGGCUACUAGAUAUCGCUCGUGAACGCAUGGCACACCAGGAAUAUACCACCAUCCACGACGACCUCGACUCCCAGGUUCAGCAAGCUUAUCUCAAGCGCACCCGCACUCUGGGUAAGAGCAAGAAAGGCUCCCAGGCUAAGCACCGGCCUGGUGGUGCCGGCGGUGGCAGCCAUGUCGCCAGUGGUGCAGGUGUGAGCCGGCCUGCCAUUGGCGACGUGGCUCGGACCCUCAUGGACCGGCGCAAGCGCUGGGAGGAGUGCAUCGGGCCCAUCUUCAAGGACUCGAAGACUUCGGUCCCCGGCAAGGGCGAGACCGUCUUCGACCCGACCGUCAUGGCCGAAUACGAGAAGGCCGAGCUCGAGGGCUGGGACGAGGAGCAGGAGUAG
Aspergillus fischeri NRRL 181 is the source of this 2010-nucleotide messenger RNA. Its product is annotated as histone acetyltransferase NGG1. The transcript has 3 exons. The coding region runs from base 1 to 2010 and encodes 669 amino acids. The record is from RefSeq and is a predicted model, not a curated record. Lineage: Eukaryota; Fungi; Ascomycota; Eurotiomycetes; Eurotiales; Aspergillaceae. Gene Ontology annotation, biological process: regulation of transcription by RNA polymerase II. Gene Ontology annotation, molecular function: transcription coactivator activity. Gene Ontology annotation, cellular component: SAGA complex.